Galdieria sulphuraria is the source of this 2416-nucleotide messenger RNA. Its product is annotated as kinesin-related protein. Gene Ontology annotation, molecular function: microtubule binding; ATP binding; microtubule motor activity. Gene Ontology annotation, biological process: microtubule-based movement. The record is from RefSeq and is a predicted model, not a curated record. Bases 35 to 2386 code for a protein of 783 amino acids. NCBI's taxonomy places the organism in Eukaryota, Rhodophyta, Bangiophyceae, Galdieriales, Galdieriaceae. The transcript has 2 exons.
GCCUAUCUCUUGUUUGGGUCAUAAUUCCAUAUUCAUGAGAGACAGUACGACCCAGUCGAAAAUACCUAAACCUACUUUGGUUACACGCCAUCGCAUCACAACAUCUAGAGAGGUUGGUAGUAUAGAAAAGGGAAACCCUCUAAAGGAAAUAUCGAAUGAAGCAACCUUACAAACCAACGAGGAAACAACCUCAAAGAAUUCAUUUAUUUCCAAAUGGAAAACAGUAAAACCAAAUAUAGCCUUAAAAGCUAGUCAAGAUAGAGACUAUCCACUCAGGAAAGUUCGAGACCGACUAGAAAGCCAAGAAUGGAAGAUUGAACAAGUUGAACUAACCACCAAAUCCCAUGAAGAGCAACAACGUCAAUACCAGCAACAAAUGGAUACUUUGACUAAGAAUAUAAAGAAUGUAGAAGAGCAGAUUUCAGGAAUGGAGAGCACGAUAAAGAACUUGGAAGCCGAGUUGCUCCUGGCAACUAGCGAAUUGGAAGCUGUCCAACAAAACAAAAAAGAACAAGAAAAGCUAUUAGAUGAGCUCAAAGUUGAAAAGUCAGUGGUACAAGGUCAAAUACAGGUAGAAGAGGCGAGAGUACAGUCUGUACAUAGUCGUAUUGAGGAACAAAAAGCUAUUUUAAAUAAUAUUUAUGAAGAACAGCUUUCAUUACAAAAGCAAAUAGAACUAGAGAAAUGUGAAAGUCAAGAUGAACUGUAUAAAGUGGAAGAAUUGGCUGCCAAAGAAGAAAACUUGCAAAUGGAAAUCAGAAACUUGAAGAAGCAGAAAGAGGAAAAUUUGGUAUUGCUGUCAGAACAAGAAUGCGAAAGAGAGAAAAUAGUUCAAGAAAUAUAUAAACUUGAAGCAGAUUGUCGUCGACAACAGAAAGAAAUUCAUGAAAAAGAAGAAGAAGAAAAGAGAAUAGAGAAGGAAGUCACAGAAUUGGACCUUCAAGAAGAAAGUUAUCCACAACGAAAACAAGACUUGGAACAGGAAAUUGAACAGCUAAAGAGAGACAUAAAUUUGAUAGAAGAAAGCAUUCAUCAGUGCAGAGCCAAACUUUCCCAAAAGGAGAAUGAAUACAAAACAAAAGAAGAUGCUUUGGAAGAGUUGUGGAAUUCUUCUGAAAGAGCCUUGUCAUCCGAACGGAAAAAUUUGUCUACGAUUCAAAGUCAGUUGGAGGAAGUGAAAGAAAGGAACGAACAAAUGAAACAAACCAUUAAAAAGAAAUAUGACGAUGCUGAAUAUUUUGACUCUGCUGUGGAAGAACAACAAACUUUGUUAGUGUCACUUCGGAAUAAAUUGUCUACACUAGAACUUAGAUUAGAAGACGAACGAAAUGUCCAUCUGAUCGAGCAACAGAAAUUAUAUGCUCUGCAAGAAAGAAUGCAUAGACAACAAAAUAUUGUUGAUGAAAUGAAGGAACAAAGGCUAAGAAAUGCACAAAUUCAGGAGGAUCUUCUACGAAAAGUUUACCAAAUGAGACCCAAUAUGCAAGUUUUUUGCAAAAUAGAUGAUUCCGAUUCAAGUGAAGAACCAUUCAAUGAUUCAUUUCAACAAAAUUUGGUGCUGGACAUUCAAAAUUCACAAGUUAUUGCUAGAAAAGUUCGCGAUUCUGAGGAACUCACGAGUUCCAAAUUUCCUUUUGACCAAGUUUUCACUACAGACAUUUCCAAUCAACAGAUUUUUCGACACUGUGUUGCUUUUGUCGAUCAACUUUGGAAAGGAAGAAACGUUUGCAUCUUUGGCUACUCAACACAUAAUCAUCAGCGCAAAUUAUUCUUUGAUUUGAAUCAGGGAUUAUCGUUUUUGACUAUUCUGUAUUUGUUAGAAAACAUCAAAGGCAGCUCCGAAUCUAGACAUGUUCUUGCAAUCGAGUUUUUCCGGAUUUGGAACGACGAACUUGAAGAUAUUUUGAGCUCAUCUUGUAAGGAUACCAACAGUACAGUGCAAACAGAGAACAAACAAAAUGAUACAAACCAUGGAAAUUUUUUGAUGGCAAUAGAAAUAUCGAAUGCGACACAACUUCAAGAUUGGCUAAUCUCUCGCAUAGACUCUCAAAAACUGGAGUCUGAGUCGGGUCAUUACGUUUUCAAGAUAUUCGUCAAAGACAAAGCCUCGCAAACUUCCAACAGGCCGUAUAGUAUAACUUACGUUCAUUUACAAACGCCGAAUAUUUUCAACGAUGAAACUCUAUCAACAUAUGAAACGGAUAAGAAUUUUGUUUCCUUAUUACAGCUGCUGACUCAAUUAGCCAAUAGGGAAAAGUCAGUCGUUUCUCAUUCAUUUACCUGUCUUCUUACGAACAAAAUAUUUGAAUGUCUGGAAACAUUCAAAAUACGCUACAGCUUCUCAACCUUGGUCAGAAACUCAAUUGUUGCGAAAUGGUUCAAGUAAAGGCAGUUAGCCACAGAUAGUUUUGAUAUG